AUGUGGGCCUUCGACAACGUUGGGCUCCUGAAGCCGACCGAGUUCCACUACGCUGAGAAUCAGGACAAGCCCUUUACUGACAAAGAGCUAGCAUUUUUCGUAAAGCUUGAGGAUAUCCUCGACCAACUGAGGCUGUCCCAACUCUUUGGGUUGAUCCGGUACCCUGGAGAUGACUUUUCCGGGUCCUGCGAGUUUACUGAAGGAACUGCCAACAUUAAUCUCAGCCCGGGAGAUAUGAGUGGCUAUCUCCCCUACUGUUGCUGCACCUGCAAUGCUUCCACGGAGGAUCACGCUCAUGGGACGCAUGUAUACACCACCUAG
Geosmithia morbida is the source of this 321-nucleotide messenger RNA. RefSeq lists its product as uncharacterized. The coding region runs from base 1 to 321 and encodes 106 amino acids. Lineage: Eukaryota; Fungi; Ascomycota; Sordariomycetes; Hypocreales; Bionectriaceae. The record is from RefSeq and is a predicted model, not a curated record. The transcript has a single exon.